This is a messenger RNA of Erythranthe guttata (spotted monkey flower), 1100 nucleotides long. RefSeq lists its product as uncharacterized. Lineage: Eukaryota; Viridiplantae; Streptophyta; Magnoliopsida; Lamiales; Phrymaceae. The record is from RefSeq and is a predicted model, not a curated record. Gene Ontology annotation, molecular function: protein binding.
CUCCAUCGGAAUAAGCACAACAGAGUUUCAUCUUCACCACCUCUUUCAAUUCUUCUGCAGAAUGCCAAUGGCGGCGCUGAAAACCACUGUAGCUCGUUCUCUUUUCCUCUCCAAAUGCAGACCUCCCUCUUUGCCUCUUUUUAGGCGCCUAUUCUUCAAUUCGUCCACCCUUUCGUCGCCGCGCUCCUCCCCCUUCUCCGCCGCCGAAUUCUCCAAACCACCCUUUUCAUUCUUUCAUCCAACCCGAACAUUCUGCACCUCUGAAUCUCCGCCGCCCAAGAAACGCAACCCCAAAUUGGUGAACUUCUCCCUCCCCUCCGAUUCCGACUCCGAUUCGGAGACCACCACCGCCGCCGCCGCGGCGAAACAAGCCGUCAAACCCAAGCUCCCGCCGCCGUACAACCCGUUCGACAAAAAGCCCGCCGUGGAGGAGCCCGACGACCCGAAGAACCUCCAAGAAGUUUUCGCAAAGAUACGCGAUGACGGCCUCAUAAAUAGUGCAGUCAAGAUGUUCGACGGAUUGUCUCAGGACGGAUUAACCCACGAAGCCCUCGAACUCUUCUCCCAGAUCAAGGACAAGGGCCACAUGCCGGACGUGGUGGCCCACACGGCGGUGAUCGAGGCGUACGUCAACGCGGGCCAGCCGAAAGAGGCCCGCAACGUGUACCUUCGGAUGCUGGCCAGUGGCGUACUGCCCAACGCCUACACUUACGCGGUGGUGGUUAAAGGCCUGGCCGAGAGUGGCGACUCCAAAAUGGUGAAAGAUGCGAAUAGAUACGUUGGGGAGAUGGUGGCGCGCGGGAUUAGGCCGAAUGCUGCGACUGUUGUUGCGGUUUUCGAGGGGAUGUUGGCGGCUGGUUUGGAGGGUGAGGCGGCGGAAACGGCGGAGAUUUUGAAAAAGAAAGGAUUUUUGCCGGAGGAGAGUAAGGUUAGGGAGUUCUUGAAGAAUAAGAGAGGGCCUCUUUAUGGUAAUGUGAUUUGUGUUUUGUAUGGGAAAUGAGAAUUCGAAAGUCGUAUGUUUUUUGCUUUGGUGUUUACUUUGUUUGUUUGAACGGAAACGGUUGGAAUUUUCAUGAGAGAAAUGAAUUUCUAAAGUUAUU